AUGCCAACCCCAAUCUCCCUUCUCGUGUACAAAGGUGUGCCAGUAGACUUCUCCAAAUACCGACACACAGCGCUGCACGUCCUGUACUCCGACGGCCAACAUGAUUGGCUCCAUGCUGUUGGCGCACAUCCUUUCUUUAAAAUCCAAAAGGACACAGAGAACCCAAUUUCGGAGCCGCCAAUAGCGUGGAUUCCUGUAUGUACAGCGCCGGACUCUGUCGCCAAGGCGAAGAUCAUCUUUGCAUGUGCUUGCACGCCGGUGCGCAACAGCCAUAGUGACCGAGACUGGAACUGCCAGAACUGGGUUGGAGAUGCUCUUCCUGAGCUCAUUAAGAUCGGCUGUUUGACUCAAGAAGAGCGCGCAGAGGCCAUUUGGUAA
Penicillium digitatum Pd1 is the source of this 378-nucleotide messenger RNA. RefSeq lists its product as uncharacterized. The record is from RefSeq and is a predicted model, not a curated record. Lineage: Eukaryota; Fungi; Ascomycota; Eurotiomycetes; Eurotiales; Aspergillaceae.